This is a messenger RNA of Xylaria bambusicola, 410 nucleotides long. RefSeq lists its product as uncharacterized. The transcript is spliced from 2 exons. Lineage: Eukaryota; Fungi; Ascomycota; Sordariomycetes; Xylariales; Xylariaceae. The record is from RefSeq and is a predicted model, not a curated record. The coding region runs from base 177 to 395 and encodes 72 amino acids.
GCCUCCGAGGAAGAAGAGUAAUCCCAAAUCUUAUCUCCAUGGGCUUGCUUAUCAAUAUCGACAGCCACGACCAGUUGCAACACCUUACCUGCCUACAUUAGGUAUCUUCAUACCCAUAAGAUCUUGUAUCUCUUGGAAAGAUCCUGGUAUCGCUACAUCGUGGAGUGCAUAGAUACAUGCCAAGGGCCAGUCCCUACUUAAGUUUGACAGUGCUACCCCUGCAGUCAGUAGGGACCUACCUACUAGGUACUGUACCUACCGCCCCCAGGCAGGAUUCAGGCAGUACGGCGUAUCCAGCAGCGCUUUUCCCAGUGGUGUUUCUAGCACCCUCUAGCAGUGUCCUGGAUCUCUCGGCGCUGCCCAAGCUACCUGCCGAGCAGAUGCCUAGAUACUAAAUAGGUACCUAGAAC